Phascolarctos cinereus (koala) is the source of this 3432-nucleotide messenger RNA. It is a transcript of the gene ANAPC5, whose product is annotated as anaphase promoting complex subunit 5. The record is from RefSeq and is a predicted model, not a curated record. Gene Ontology annotation, biological process: anaphase-promoting complex-dependent catabolic process; protein K11-linked ubiquitination; positive regulation of mitotic metaphase/anaphase transition. Gene Ontology annotation, cellular component: anaphase-promoting complex. Gene Ontology annotation, molecular function: protein binding. Lineage: Eukaryota; Metazoa; Chordata; Mammalia; Diprotodontia; Phascolarctidae.
GUGUGACCCUGGGCAAAUCACUUAACCUGUUUGCCUCAGUUUCCUUAUCUGUAAAAUGAGGACAAUAACAACAUCAGUAUUGUUGUGAGACAUUUCUAAAGUGCUUUGCAAACUUUAAAGCACUACACAAAUGCUAGCUAUAACAUAAUAGUGUUGUUAUUAUAGUCCAUAUUUCCUUCCUUCGUUACUGGACAAGGUUGUUGUAAGGCAUAAAUGAGAUAAGGUUUUUAAACUGUUUUGCAAGCAUUAAGGGAGUAUUUAAAUAUUAUUGUUAUUACCAGAGGCAGUGUUGGUUGCAUGGUGGCUAGAGAGUCUAACUUGAAACCAGGAAGGCCUGAGUUCAAAUCCUCCCUCUGAACCUUUCAGAGCUCCAGGCAAUUCUCUGGGACUAUAAAUGGCAGGGAGAGUGUCUGCGUUUCCUCGCCUGGAAGGUCCCUACAUCAGUGACAUCACAGGUCCAGCUGGUUCAGCAGAUCGAGCCCUGGGCCUGGAGUCUGGAAGACCCCAGUUCAAAUGUUACCAGCUGUAUGACCCUAGGCAAGUCACUUGAACUCCUUCCUCCAUUGUAAAAUGUCUGUGACGAUCCCAAGGUUGUUGUUAGGAUUAAAUAGGUAAAUAUUUGAUAAGUGCGUGGCACAGAGCGGGCCCUUAAAAACGCUUCCUUCCUUCCCGUUACCACGUCGUUACUAUCUCUCCUGUCCCUCCCAGGAGGAGCCUCUUUCCCAGGGGGACCCUUUAACUCCCUUCCCCUCCGGCGCUGGUUUCUAUGGGGAUGUAAUCUAUCAGAGCACAGCUGCCGCCGAACAACUUCCGCCUUCCCCGCUUCAGGGUCUGCUUCCUGAUUGGCCGGCUCCUCCCAGCUGACCCGGCACGGCCGCGCUGGUUGGCUGUCGCGGGCACAGGCCGGCCGGAAGCGCCUGGUUUCCCGGGUUACGGCGCUGCGCGCGGGCCCGCCGUUAUAGCUGGAGGCGCCGGGGCUCCGAGAGUCGCCGCUGUGGGCGGCGGCGGCGGGGGCGGGGGCGGCCGCCAUGGCGAGCGUGCACGAGAGCCUCUACUUCAACCCCAUGAUGACCAACGGCGUGGUGCACGCCAACGUGUUCGGCAUCAAGGACUGGGUGACGCCGUACAAGAUCGCCGUGCUCGUGCUGCUGAGCGAGAUGGGCCGCGCGGGCGGCUCCGCCAUCGGCCUGCUGGAGCGGCGGCGGCUCAACCAGCUCCUGCUGCCGCUGCUGCAGGGGCCUGAUAUGACGUUGACUCGGCUGUACAAGGCAAUUAAUGAGUCCUGUCCACAGCUGGCAAAUUCCGUUCAAAUCAGAAUCAAGCUGAUGGCUGAAGGGGAGCUGAAGGACAUGGAGCAAUUCUUUGAUGACCUUUCGGAUUCCUUCUCUGGAACUGACCCCGAGGUUCACAAAACAAGUGUCGUAGGUUUGUUUCUGCGUCACAUGAUCUUGGCAUACAACAAGCUUUCCUUCAGUCAGGUAUACAAGUUGUACACAGCCCUGCAGGAAUACUUUCAAAAUGCAGAAAAAAAAGCGGCUGCAGAAGAGGCCGAGAUGGACAUGACUAGCCCCGAGGGGCGGCUCGUGGGGACGCUGGAGAGAGAAGAUCUGGACGUGCCUUCCGGAGAGGAGGAGAUCUCUUGCAGUGGGCCUCUUUCCCAGAAACAAGCUGAAUAUUUCCUUUCCCAACAGGCGUCUUUAUUAAAGAAUGAUGAGACAAAAGCUCUCACUCCUGCUUCUUUGCAGAAAGAAUUGAAUAACUUGUUGAAAUUUAAUCCUGAUUUUGCUGAAGCGCAUUACUUAAGCUACUUAAACAGUCUUCGGGUCCAAGAUGUCUUCAGUUCUACGCACAGUCUUCUCCAUUAUUUUGACCGCCUGAUUCUCACUGGCGCAGAGAGCAAAAGCAAUGGGGAUGAAGGGUACGGGCGAAGCUUGAGAUACGCUGCUCUCAAUCUAGCUGCCUUGCACUGCCGAUUCGGACACUACCAACAGGCAGAGCUUGCCCUGCAGGAGGCCAUCAGGAUUGCCCAGGAGUCCAACGACCAUGUGUGUCUGCAGCACUGCUUGAGCUGGCUUUAUAUCUUGGAGCAGAAGAGAUCAGAUAGCUGUGUUCUGUUGGAACAUUCAGUGAAGAAAGCUGUGCAUUUUGGAUUACCGUAUUUAGCAUCCCUUGGGAUCCAGUCCUUAGUUCAACAAAGAGCUUUCGCUGGGAAGACGGCAAACAAAUUGAUGGACGCCCUGAAGGACUCCGAUCUUCUGCACUGGAAGCACAGCCUGUCGGAACUCAUCGACAUCAGCAUUGCCCAGAAAACUGCCAUCUGGAGGCUCUACGGGCGCAGCACCAUGGCUCUCCAGCAGGCCCAGACGCUGCUUAGCAUGAACAGCCUGGAGGCCUUGAACCUGGGCGUGCAGCAGAACAACACCGAAUCAUUUGCGGUCGUGCUGUGUCACCUGGCCGAGCUCCACGCUGAGCAGGGCUGUUUGGCGGCUGCUUCUGAAGUGCUGGAGCACUUAAAAGAAAGAUUCCCACCAAAUAGUCAGCAUGCACAGCUGUGGAUGCUCUGUGAGCAGAAAAUACAGUUUGGAAGAGCUAUGCAUGAUGGCAGAUACCACAUGGCAGAUUCUCUCGUGACAGGGAUUACGGCCCUGAGCAGCCUAGAGGGGGCGUAUAGGAAGGCGAUUGUGCUCCAAGCCCAGAACCAGACGUCGGAGGCUCACAAGCUUUUGCAGAAGUUGUUGGUCCAUUGUCAGAAGAUGAAGAACACAGAAAUGGUGAUCAGCGUUCUGCUGGCCGUGGCGGAGCUGUACUGGAGGGCCUCCUGCCACACCAUCGCCCUGCCCGUCCUGCUGCAGGCGUUGGCCCUGUCCAGAGAAUACCGGCUGCAGUACCUGGCCUCAGAGACCGUGCUGAGCUUGGCUUUCUCCCAGCUUAUCCUUGGCAUUCCUGAGCAGGCCUUGAACAUCCUCCACAUGGCCAUUGAGCCUAUCUUGGCAGAUGGGGCUGUGUUGGACAAAGGGCGUGCUAUGUUCCUGGUGGCCAAGUGCCAGGUUGCUUCUGCUAAUGCCUACGAACCCCAGAAGAAAGUCGAAGCUUUGGAGUCCGCCAUCCUGAACCUCAACGAAGCCAAGGAUUACUUUGCAAAAGUGGACUGCAAAGAGCAAAUCCGAGACGUUCUUUACUUCCAGGCCAGGCUGUACCACAUGCUGGGGAAGGCCCAGGAGAGGAACAGAUGCGCCAUGCUCUUCCGUCAGUUACACCAGGAGCUUCCGUCUCAUGGGGUUCCCUUAGUCAACCACCUCUAGGCAAGCACGGCCGAGGCUGGCCUUGUUGGCAGCGUUUUCUUCUCCUCACCUUUUAAAGGAUGUAUUUUUUGUGCGAUCAUUUGUGUAUUAUUGGAAUCCACUUAUCAAUAAAAAGACUGCCUUCAGUUUA